This is a messenger RNA of Mercenaria mercenaria, 2833 nucleotides long. RefSeq lists its product as uncharacterized. The transcript is spliced from 2 exons. Gene Ontology annotation, molecular function: protein binding. The record is from RefSeq and is a predicted model, not a curated record. Lineage: Eukaryota; Metazoa; Mollusca; Bivalvia; Venerida; Veneridae. The coding region runs from base 96 to 2240 and encodes 714 amino acids.
GUUUUGUAUGAUCAUGUGAGCAGGAAGUCUUAAAGCAUUAAAGUCAAAUAUUCAAAAAAGUGAAUGUUUAAUUGUAACAUAAUAUUACAAGAAUCAUGGACAUACGUAAGAAUGAAGAUCGAACAAUAUCACUAAUGCUGUCUCAUGUUAUGGAAGACAUAGGCGUCACAAAGGAAAUGGUCAACCGAAGACGAAGGACAUUUUUAGAAAAGGAGGCCAUUUUGAGUUUGUCGGAGAUACUCUUGGGACUCAAAACAAUAAGUUACAACUUUGGAAGCCAAAGCGAGGCGACCACUACUUUAGGCAUGGACUCCGAUCUCGAUCUUUUGAACUGUCUGAAUAGCAGGCCUGUAAUUCUGAGCAUGGAGGACUGGAAUGCUGGCAAGGACAACCUUCUCCUACUCAGGGACCAGCAAACCCCUCCUCAACAUUGUUACUUACAAAGGUUAAGCAGCAAAUCACCAGAACCAAUGACAAAUGUACCGAUGUCAGAUCACGUAAAAGACAACAAAGGACGUGUGCUGAUCCAGAACACGUGGUUCAGCAGCUCGGCGCAACGUCAGGUUAGAAAGGUUCGUAAGAAGUUUAUAAAGCAUGGCCCGUCUGUGAGUUAUUCAGAUAAUGUGGACUAUGUAUUCUGUUUCCACUGCCAGAAAGUGCCAGAUGUCUGUAGGUCUUGGGUCAGCAGAUACAGACCCGGCCAUUGGCCACCAACAAACGUUAAAAUGAUGGCAAUGAGUGCAGGAAUCUUUCUCUUAGCUUGUGGACACCCAGAAAGUGAACAGGAACCAAUGGAGUGGAGAUUCUCGACUUCAGCUGCCGAGAGAUUGUUAAUGUUUGACUUGAGCCUAUGUCAAAUCAAAGUGCUCGUCUUACUGAAAAUGAUCAGGAAAACGUACUUAAAGAAGACAGUAGGUGACGGACUGACUACAUAUCAUUUGAAAACAGCGCUAUUAUACACGAUUGAAAACUAUCCUCCUGACGUCUGGAAAGAAGACAAUUUACUCCAGUGUGCGAUUAAUUGUCUUACGACGCUAGCAAGAUGGCUGCGUCUGAAUUACGUACCACACUACACCAUGGAAGGUGUAAAUUUGCUGACUGGAAAACUGAAGAAACAUGAGUUACCACACUUGGAAAAUAUUGUUCUGAACAUGAUAGACACGAAACUGCAGUGCGUUCUUGGAAUAGAAAUGGAUACAGUUGGAGACAGAUUAUGGACUUUGAUACAUAAAGGGUGGUACUCCAGUGAACAGUUUGCGUCCAGGGAAAGCAUUGAGUUCGCUAUUAUAGCGUUUCUGGCCGAAGAGUAUUUUGGAAACUUAAAUCAUUCUUUGAACCAAUACAUGGCGGCAGCCAAUAAAGUCAGUUUCGACCAGGCGCACAGCACCAUAAAAUCAUAUUUGUCAGUUUUGGCAAAAGGUUUGUUAAAUUCAGAUCCAAUUAAACGUGAUGCAACAAAGUUGCUCAUCAAGUACCUGAAUUCAGUCGUCGCCACGAUGCAGGCUUCACAAUGCCUUCGGAAUGGCGUGCCGAUUAUGUUACCAGACACUGUGAAUCUUUUUAAUGUGUCAUUAGACUUUGAUUUAGCUUCAUGUAAACUGAAGCUGGCUUCAGUGUACUACUGUAUGAAAGAGUAUAGAAAAGCAGAAGAUAUACUGUCGAAAGUAGAGCAUAGCUUUCAGCCAUGGGUACUGUCCGCUUGUGAUUGUCGGAAACGCACCAUGAAGAAACCAACAAAAGCUUUUGAUCGAAGAGCACUAGCACACACAAAUCAAGAUAUGUUGAGGUCCUCUGUAACAAUGUGUGUGAAAAUCCUACGCCAUGAGAUGGAGUGCGUCCCAAAGCAUUUGCAUUUCGAAAUGUACCGUGCAACUUGCAAUGACGAUCUCCAACUCCGGGAUCCCUGGCAUGACAUCUGGAUGGACAUGGCGCUGGUCGACUCGCUUCCUUUCACCUACUAUCUGCAAUACCUGACAUAUCGGGAGCUUGGACUGGAAGAUGCUCAGAUAGAAUCUGUUGAAAAGCUAGCAGAUUAUGUCGAGAAGUACAACGGUUAUGGCCAUAUAGAAACGGUUUGCAACUUAGUUGGACAUUGCUAUGAGUUGGAGGGAUUGUUUGACCAAGCUCUUGGAUGGUAUCUAGAAUCUCUUCACGUUCUGCCAAGAAACAACGCUGCCAUGUGGCACAUAAUCUUGUUGUUGUACUCUUUGUUUAAACGUGGGAUGUAUUUAACUGGUUAAGGUUUUAAGAUUGUGAGGAACAUUUCUCGGUAACAACUACGAAGUAAACAUGACAGGCAUCCUAAACACUUGCAAGCGUGGGUAUCAGUCAACCAAAGAAGAUAAUGAUGAUUGCUGUGAAUAUAAUUAUGUUGUUAAACUUUGUGUAUUUUUGCGCCUAAUGGCUCAUCGUAACAACUAGACUACUUUAAUAUGAUAGAUAGAUAGAUAGAUAGAUAGAUAGAUAACUUUAUUACUUUCAUAUAGGCUACAAAACCCAUGAUGACAUACAAUUUACAUAAUACAAGAUAUAGCAAAACAAUGGUGAACAUCACACUGCGAAAUUUUUAAACUGGAAUUUAAAAUUCUGUUCCGGAGAAGGUCAGAAAUAGCUAUGAGAAAAUAUGUUUUACGCUAUGAUGUUUCAUAUAUUAAAAUGAGACCCGUGAUAAUAAAAUAAACCGUCAAUCUGUUUGAGCUAUUCUAAGAAAUGACAAAAAAACCCCACACCAACGAAAUCGUAUAAAUUCAUGAUUGUCAAUUUCUUCAAAGACAGUAAUAGAAUUUAAAUUAAAUUUUACCAGGUAUGAUUUUGCAUAAAUACAAUAAAUAAU